AUGUCUGGAACUGUUGAAAUCAAGUCGCCCGCUCAGCUGAGCUCGUUGCUAUCAUCUUCGCGCGUCGUAGUAGUCAAUUUCUACAAUGAACAAAAUCUAUCAAGCCAAACCAUCGCGCCCGUAUAUGAUCAGCUAGCCGGUCAGCUCUCAAGACCAGGAAAAGUCACCUUCACCAAAGUCAGCACAGUGCAGCAAGCACAGAUUGCCCAGAGCUACAAUGUCACAAAUACCCCCACAUUCAUCAUCUACAAAAACAACCAGCAAAUACGCAAGUACUCGGGCUCGAAUCCCCAACAACUCUCCGAGGCAAUCAAGACACUCGCCGCAGAAGCCGAGAACGACGGCAAGGGCGGCAGCGGCUUCGCCAGUGGAAGCGGCAGCGGAAGCGGAAGCGGAGCAUGGGUAGGCGCCAGCUUACCACGCGGAUACACCGACGUCACCGAGUCUGUCGAUGUGCGCGGCCUCGACCUGCUCAACGCAGACAGCGAUUUUGGAACCGUCCGGACGCUAUUCGAGACAUCACCACCCUCCUCGCUGAACAACGGCAAAGGCGCCGCCGCCAGCACAGAAGGAAACAAGGACUGGGUCGAGAGCGAUGUGGACAACCAGCUCAUGCUGUACGUGCCCUUUACCGCAAACGUAAAGCUACACACCAUCCACAUCACCUCCUGCACCUCAGGCAGUGACGAUGAUGACGACGAAGCCCCCGUGCGACCAAAGACAAUCCACAUCUGGAUCAACCGUCAGCACAACCUGGGCUUCGAGGAAGCAGAAGACAUCCCCGCAACCCAAGUCAUUGAGCUUAAGCCCUCGGACUGGGACGAGCAAACGCAAACAGCCAAGCUUGAGCUCCGCUUCGUCAAGUUCCAAAACGUCUACUCGGUCGUCCUCUUCGUCGCCGAUGCCGACGGCGACAGCGAGAAGACGCGCAUUGACCGCAUACGCUUCGUCGGUGAGACGGGCGAGAAGCGUGAAAUGGGCAAGCUGGAGAAGAUUGGUCACGACGAUUGA
Bipolaris victoriae FI3 is the source of this 1011-nucleotide messenger RNA. RefSeq lists its product as hypothetical. Bases 1 to 1011 code for a protein of 336 amino acids. The transcript has 3 exons. NCBI's taxonomy places the organism in Eukaryota, Fungi, Ascomycota, Dothideomycetes, Pleosporales, Pleosporaceae. The record is from RefSeq and is a predicted model, not a curated record.